Molecule: messenger RNA, 1590 nt
Organism: Fonsecaea monophora
Lineage: Eukaryota; Fungi; Ascomycota; Eurotiomycetes; Chaetothyriales; Herpotrichiellaceae
Exons: 13
Coding region: 1-1590 (529 amino acids)
Biological process (GO): transmembrane transport; carbohydrate transport
Cellular component (GO): membrane
Molecular function (GO): carbohydrate:proton symporter activity
Source: RefSeq, a predicted model, not a curated record
AUGACGACCGGCAUCAGUACAAAGACAAGAUUGAUUCCCCGGCCACGCAACGCCUACGUGCCCCUAAUAGCCCUCUUUGUCGCUUUUGGCAGCUUGAGCUAUGGAUAUGCAUCCUCAGUGUUCGGGGCACUUCUUGGGGUACCCUCAUGGUACGACUAUAUGGGUCUCGACAUCCAAGGCAGCUACACAAACGCUAUCAUCGGCACGGUCAAUGGGGUUUACUCGGCAGGAGGUGCACUCGGCUGCGGAUUCAAUAUAUGGUCCUCGGAAUAUUAUGGUCGUAAAAGAGGUCUGCAGAUUGGCAGUCUGAUUGCGACCACCGGAGCCAUCAUAUCCACGGCAUCGGUCAAUGUCCCCAUGUUCGUCGUGAGCCGUUUCAUCAUGGGCUUCGGUAUCGGAGAGCUGGUGACAUUGGUUCCACUAUAUCAAGCCGAGAUUGCACCUGCAGAUUCACGUGGGUUCAUGGUUGGAAUGCACGGAGUGCUUAUAGGCACCGCGUAUUGUUUGUCCUGCUUCGUCACGUACGGGUGUUCGUUUGCGAAAUAUGGACAGUUCCAAUGGCGAUUUCCUCUGGGUGUCCAGAUUGCGCCGACUGCCAUCUUGUUCCUCGGCUCCUUUGCCCUUCCAUACUCUCCACGGUGGCUUAUGAGUCAAGGUCAGGACGACAAAGCUUGGGACACGCUGCGCCGCCUCCACGCCUCCAAAUCCGACACUCAUGACACUUACGCCCACGCCGAGUUCAGGCAGAUCCGGGAGCAGAUCAACUUCGAGCGCCGGCACAAUGUAGUAGGCCCUUGGGGCCAAGCCAGGUUGACUUUCCGCACCAAGAGUCUUAUGCGACGCCUGGGAUUGGGCUUUCUAGUGCAAUUCGGGAACAUGUGCACUGGGUCGCUGGUUAUCAGCAACUACAGUGCUCGCAUAUUUGCCAGCCUGGGUCUCAAAGACCAUAUGCCGCUGCUAAUGCUCAGUCUGAUGAACCUGCUCUGCAUCUUUGGAAAUUUGUCCUGUUCAAUUCUCGUCGACAGGGUUGGCCGCAGAAGAUACAUGUUGAUCGGAAUCGUGGGUCUCAUUGUUUGUCUGGCGGGAGAGGCUGCCAUGACAGCCCGUUUCGUCGAGACCGGAUCUACUAACAAGGUCGGCCUGGGAUUUGGCGUCUUCUUCAUCUUCCUUUUUGUCCUUUUUUACUCGGGAUUCUGUGACGCCACCAUGUAUAUCAUUCCCUCUGAGAUCUUUCCCAUGGUGGUCCGAAGCUUCGGCAUUUCGUUUAGCGUCAUGGGUCAGUUCCUCGCCACCGUCAUCCUCCUCGAGGUCGCCCCCACAGCGUUUUCGAAUAUCGGCUACAAGUUCUACAUCGUCUUGAUCGCACUCAGUGUCGUGUACUGGCUUCUCGUAUACUUCUACCUCCCCGAGACAAAAGGGAAGACACUGGAAGACAUGGGUAUCCUUUUCGGGGACGAGGUCAACUUGAGCUUUGAGGAAGCGGUGUUGGAAGAGGAGGCGGCCGAGGCAGCAGACGCGGAGAAGGAAAAGGGAAUGGCGAGGGCUGAGACUCACGAGAAUCUGGCCGUCACAAAAGAUGGGAAGAAUUGA